Messenger RNA from Homalodisca vitripennis (glassy-winged sharpshooter), 3304 nucleotides. RefSeq lists its product as uncharacterized. The record is from RefSeq and is a predicted model, not a curated record. The coding region runs from base 175 to 1023 and encodes 282 amino acids. Lineage: Eukaryota; Metazoa; Arthropoda; Insecta; Hemiptera; Cicadellidae. The transcript is spliced from 5 exons.
CAAAUACCAUGUGUUUACUUUAGUUGUUAUUUUUAUCUUUUUCCGGAAAAUUACUGAGAUAUUCGUUUAGAAAUAAACAAUAAAAGCAUUGUUUCGAUUUGUGGAAAACAAUUAAAUUCAAAACUAUUGUGCUUCAGUAAAUGAUCAAUAAGAUUAAAAUCAGGAUUGACUGCAAUGAUUAAAACAAGUUACAACCAAGAGUUUCAGUGGUGUAAACCCACAGGUUGGGGUAUAAAGAAGUGGGGCAGAGAAAGAAAUCUCGAAGAAGAAAAAAGAAAAAAUCCAGAACCUGUUUAUCGAAGCAAUGAAACAUUGGCUCAAUUAUCUAAAGAGAGAGUAUUGCCCUUUGAUAAUUUGCUGGUUCCAAAACCUAUUAUUCAAUCACAUCCUCAAUCACCUUAUCCAAAUUUGGAAUUGCCAAAAGAUGAUGGCAGUGCUCGGUUGACUCGUCCAAGAGUGUAUAAAGCACCUGAGAUUUCCCUUGAUGAUAUCGAGGAUCAAAGUAUUAGAGAGAAAAUAUUAGACUAUACAUAUUCAACGACUUGGGGACUGGCAAGCAAAGAUGCUGGUAAGAGAAUAACCAAACGUGAAAUUCCAAAUUCUACAUGGGAACCACCUGAUCAUGUAAGGUUCAGCAAAAAGGAUAAUUCUGUCAAUGAAGACUGUGAAGAAGAGAUAUCAGAUACAGUGCUUAAUGACUGGGACAGGCUUCAGAGCAGAGCUGUGGGAGAUUGUACUUUAUCUUUCUGGCAGCGAUUUAAAAAUGAGACUCCAGUGAAAUUGAUAGAUCAAGCUACUAUGGAUUUAAAGUCAUCUCAGUUCUCAGACAAGAUCUUGCAGCUAGACAGAGAGAACAGACUCCGCCGUUCUUACACUAUGAGACUUCCUGGCUACACUGGCUUCUUGCCUGAAAAUCCAAUCGGGAUGGAGUCAGAGGAACAGGAACGGGACAUCUCAGAUCCGAUGAUCACCACUAGUCAACUUGCUAACAGAUGGAGUGACCUAAAGAAAUAUGGGAAAUGAAGGAGAAAAAAUCUUUGGAAAUAUUUAUUCUUUUCAUAAAUUUACACACAUUAAUAAUAAUUAAACAAUUCUUUGUACAAAAACAUGGAUAAAAUAUAUUUAAGUAAUAAGUCUUCUAUACUUAUCACAGCUUACAUUUUCCUGUAUUAAGAAAUAAUAUUUGCAAGCUAAAAGCUUAAAUGUUUUGUUUGAGCCUAGAUUGCAUUUCACAAAAGGUAUAAGAUAAAGACCACAAUAAAGUUAAAAAUUAACAUAUAUUUGCACUUGUAAUCUCAAACUAUUUUGAUUUUUGGAGAAUGCAAAAAUUUUAUUACGUGACAAAUUAUUACAGCACUUAAAUUACCCAAAAAAAGUUAUUAAAAGCAGUUUAUAUGACGAGCUUAAUAUAGCUGUUGAGAAAUAGAAGUUAUCAAUAAAGUAGUAACUUGUUAAUGGCCUUGCAUAGGGUGUCUGUACUUCAUAAAACCAGACAGAACCCUGAGCAUUUUACGGGAAGAGUUUAACAAGCAGCUUUCAGGAAGAGAUUCUGAACCAGAUGAAUAGUUUUCAAUUAGUUACUAAGAUGGUUAAAAUGGCAACAAUGAGCGUGGCAGCUUUUUGGAUAGGUGAGCAGUGAACGAUCGUGCUCAAGCUAGCAGUCUGCCUACGACAUACUAUUAGUAGUUUGGGUGUCACAUUCAUGCAGUGUUAGCCCCAUGUUUAAUCUUAUAGAAUGUCUCUUAGUGCUAACUUCAUAAUUUGGUGAAUCAAGAAUUCUUUUAACUUUACAUAUUUAUACAUUUCACUUAUGCUACAAUGUAACCAUACAGACUACAUAGGAACCAAGACUAUUUUCAAGUAAUCUAUUUUAUUACAUCUCUCUGUCCUGGAACAGAAAACCGGGAAUAUAAAAAUGCCUGAUUUAAAUAAUAUUAACACUCUUCAUGGUUGACCAUAUCUAUUUAUCAGACCAAUGGUUGUUCAAUAACUCAUAACUAAUUAUGGCAGUUUAAGUGCAUCCUGCAAUAAAAAUAACAUUGGGGAAUAAAAACUAUUGAUGUAUAAUAACUAACUGAUUAUACUGUCAUAGAGUACAGAACAUCUUACGUUUGCUCAACUCACUCCGCUUUAGCUGAUCCGAGUGCUAAAUAAUUAGGAAUUAAUCUAACUAAGGUAUUUAUUGUAGUACUUCUGGAAGUACUAUAUGAAUAGUUUUCCACAGGCUCCGCCACACAAGUUGCAUUUUGAACUGGUUUAACAGAACUUUUCCGAUCAGCAAAAUAAUGAAAUGGCAUUACACUACAUUCACCUAUUCCCAGUAGUUAUUCUAUGUCAAUGCUGAAAAUCGUUGUAUAAAAUAAUUAUGUUAGUAGACUAUGUGAUCAUCAUAGUAAAUAUCUCUCAAAUAAAAUGUUAUACGAAGUUCAUUAGAUUGUACGCACUUAAAGUAGUAGCAUGCAAAAAAGGCACAACACACAACGUAUUCACUUAUUUUCAUAGUAUAUAUGAAAAUUAUUUAGAUAAACCAUUACAAACACAUUCAUUUAAAAAUAGAUUUAAAUUUAUUUAUCUUAAGAUGCAAUUACAUCUAUUCAAUUCGUUAAAAUUUCUUGACAUUAAAUUGACAAAUUCGUUUUUAAACACCUCAUAAAUCGUAAAAGAACAGUAUUUUAAUAAAGAAUCAUUACUGUGUAUUAUGAAACAGAGUGUAGAAGAAAAUGACACAAGACCAUUAUCCUUAUAACAUAGGCUAAUACAGACAGAUGCAAAGCUCAAUCUGAUAUUUUUCUACCUCGCAACACUGGUGCUCCUAGUGGCAAAGAAAGCAAAUGCUGCCCUAAUAGUAAUUAUUAACGAUUUCUGAUUGGAUUUUUUACUUGUUUGCUACUUCAGUUUGUAUUUAUUUUAGCAUAUUUUCAGUGAAAACCCAAUUUUGAGCAAACCAGUGGCUAUAAAAGUAUAUACGGUAUUGUACUUUAUAGUUUACCAUCUUUUAAAUUUAUUGUUUUGAGCUAUAGAAAAACUGCUCUUAUACCAAUAAUUUUUGUAUUUUAACAGGGUAUGAUAUCCUUGAACACGUUCAGGGGGAUGAAGACUAGGGUUUGCAUUAGUACAAUGUUUCCCUUACAACUUGUAUGUUGGGCGUUGUCCGACAUGUGAUUUGCAAUUCCAAUUCUAUGUCGGACAACAUCCAUAGUAGGAAAAAAGUGAAAAAUGUCUUAUUUUGCCAGGUGAAGUUAGUGCUAAGAAGCCCUCUCUAGCACUUAACCUUGAAAUUGUAUUAAAACUAUUUUUACUUUAU